Durio zibethinus is the source of this 3320-nucleotide messenger RNA. RefSeq names its product microtubule-associated protein TORTIFOLIA1-like. NCBI's taxonomy places the organism in Eukaryota, Viridiplantae, Streptophyta, Magnoliopsida, Malvales, Malvaceae. Gene Ontology annotation, biological process: multicellular organism development; circumnutation; unidimensional cell growth. The record is from RefSeq and is a predicted model, not a curated record. Gene Ontology annotation, cellular component: cortical microtubule, transverse to long axis. Gene Ontology annotation, molecular function: microtubule binding.
UCAUCAAGUUUUCUUUCAUUGCAUGCAAAAUCCAAUCUUUUUCAAUUCAUAGAACAAUUUCAUUUCCUCAAAAAUCCUUUUUUUUUUUUUUCUUGUUUUCAGUCUCAACAAUCCCAGUUUUCUCUUUGAAGAUUCCCACAUUUUCUCUCAUUGAACUCCAAAAAUCUCAUUGUUCAUCAACUUUCCUUUCAAUGUAUAAAAAACCCAAUUUUUUUUCACUUAAUAGAAAGCUUUCCCAUUUUAUCAAAAUCCCAUCUUUCUCUUUGUUUAAAUCUGUAAAAUCCCAUUUUUUUUUUCCAUUUUCAAUCCAUUUUUUGUCUCACAUUCUUUUGACAAUGAGUAAUUCCCAAGCACCCAAAUCAGCAAAAGCUUCAAAGGCUUCAAAUUUACCUCCUCCUUCAAUACCUGCAAAGCCCUCUUCAAUUUCUUCUCACCUUGCAAUGGUGGAACUGAAGCAAAGGAUUUUAACAUCACUUUCCAAGCUUUCUGACCGUGACACUUACCAAAUUGCUGUUGAAGAUCUUGAAAAGGUCAUCCAAUCUGUUUCCUCGGACUCCCUUCCCAUGCUACUCAAUUGCCUUUUUGAGUCUUCCAAUGAUCCAAAGCCAGCUGUGAAAAAAGAGUCUUUAAAGUUACUUUCAAUGCUAUGUAAUUGCCAUGGUGAAUUGGCAGCUUCCCAUUUGACUAAAAUCAUUGCCCACAUUGUUAAAAGACUGAAAGAUGCUGAUUCCGGGGUGAAAGAUGCUUGCCGUGAUUCGAUUGGGGUCCUUUCAGGGCAGUAUUUGAAGGGGGAGAGUGGAGGGACUGUGGUGGGAUUGUUUGUAAAGCCAUUGUUUGAAGCAAUGGGCGAACAGAACAAAGGGGUGCAAUCUGGUGCAGCAACGUGUAUGGCUAAGAUGGUGGAAUGUGCAACUGAUCCUCCUUUGGCUGCUUUUCAGAAGCUGUGUCCAAGGAUCUGCAAGCUGUUGAAUAAUCAGAAUUUUAUGGCUAAGGCUUCCCUUUUGCCGGUAGUGGCGAGUUUGUCACAGGUGGGAGCAAUUGCACCUCCGAGCUUGGAAUCUUUGCUACAAAGCAUCCAUGAAUUCCUUGGGAGCACAGAUUGGGCCACACGGAAGGCAGCUGCUGAUGCUUUGAGUGCUUUGGCACUGCAUUCAAGCAACUUGAUUGCUGAUAGAGCAGCUUCAACGAUAACAGUACUGGAGGGUUGCCGCUUUGACAGGAUGAAACCUGUUAGAGAUAGCAUGACAGAAGCAUUGCAAUUAUGGAAGAAGAUUGCAGGAAAAGGGGAAGAUGGAUCUGCAGAUGACCAGAAAACCUCGUCUCAUGAUGGUGAAAAUGCUCAAUCAGCUGAAUCAUCUGAAAAGAAUGGCUUUAAAAUUCGAAAUGUUGAUGACAAAAAUCCAGAUCCAUCAGCAAAGGAUUCAUCUAAUAAUCUGUCCCCUACUUCGGAUUCUGUUUCCAAAGGGAAAGGUGGAAGCAUUCCUGACAAAGCAGUUGUAAUUUUAAAGAAGAAAGCUCCUGCAUUAACAGAUAAAGAGUUGAAUCUGGAAUUCUUCCAGAAACUGGAAACAAGGGGUUCUGGUGAUUUGCCAGUUGAAGUAGUUGUUCCUCGCAGAUAUCUUAAUUCUUUGAACUCGAAGAAUGAGGAAGAGUCAGAACCAAAUGAUCCAGCCUCAAGAAGAAGGUCGAAUGGUGUGGGAAACAGCCAAGUGGAUGAUUUUCAUGCAACUUCCAGCAACAAAAACAGUAACAUAGAGAGGGGAGCUGCUGGUAUGCGGGACAAAGGGCCUGAAGAGAAGAUAGAUGGAAAAGAUCUAAGAAAAAGGGCAUUUGAUGCUGAUGACAGGAUAGAUGUAAAUCGAAGGGAGCCAUCUGGAAAUCGUUUGGGUUUCUCAAAGCUAGGUGGACAGUCAGAAGGGUCCUUGAUCAGCAACAAAGGAAAUUGGUUGGCUAUCCAGAGGCAGUUGUUGCAGCUGGAGAGACAACAAGCGCAUCUCAUGAACAUGGUGCAGGAUUUUAUGGGUGGUUCUCAUGAUAGCAUGGUAACUUUGGAGAACAGAGUCAGGGGUCUUGAGAGAAUUGUUGAAGACAUGGCUAGGGAUUUAUCAAUAUCAUCAAGCAGGAGAGGUGGUAAUUUUAUGGUGGGGUUUGAAGGAUCUUCUAAUAGACCUUUAGGGAAGUAUAAUGGCUUCUCUGACUAUAGCUCCAAGCUCAGUGGGCGAAUUCCAUUUGGAGAAAGAUUUGUCCAAUCUGAUGGAAUUGCUCCAGGUUUGAGGGGAAGGGGACCUUCUUGGAGAUCUGAAAUGUCUGAUGAUUGGGAUUUCCCCGGAUUUGGUGCUUCCAGAAAUGGGCAAGUUGCUUCAAGAAGAGCUCCAGCUAGCAGCAGCCUGGAUGGUAGGUCACCCAAAUCAGAACAUGAUAGCGAUCAGGCUGGAAGCAGGAGAGCUUGGGAUAAGGACCCUGGGCCUGAGAGGCUUGGUGAAGGGCCUUCAGCGAGAAGUGUCUGGCAAGCAUCAAAGGAUGAAGCUACCUUGGAAGCAAUUCGUGUAGCAGGGGAGGAUAGUGGAGCAUCUCAAACAGGACGUGUUCCUGAAUUGACUGCUGAAGCUGUUGGUGACGAUAGUGUUGGACCAGAGCAAGAUCCUCUCUGGACUUCUUGGAGCAACGCAAUGCAUGCCCUUCAAGUAGGUGAUAUGGAUUCUGCCUAUGCAGAAGUUCUGUCUACAGGGGAUGAUCUUUUGCUUAUUAAACUAAUGGAUAGAUCGGGCCCUAUGGUUGACCAACUAUCAAAUGAGAUAGCAAAUGAGGCCUUGAAUGCUAUUGUGCAAUUUCUUCUGGAGCAGGAUUUGUUUGAUAUUUGUCUAUCCUGGAUUCAACAGCUGGUCGAAGUGGUGUUAGAAAAUGGAGCUGAUGCAUUGGUUAUUCCCAUGGAGUUGAAGAAAGAGCUUUUGUUGAAUUUGCAUGAGGCAGCUUCCAUGAUGGAUCCACCGGAGGAUUGGGAAGGUGUGGCGCCUGACCAACUUCUAUUGCAGUUGGCAUCAGCCUGGGGAAUUGAGCUGCAACAGUUUGAUAAGUAAUCUGCUGGUUUUGGAAUGUGUAUUGUGCUUUACUGGUUUAGUACAGUUAUUUUACAUGAAGUAAAUGGUAAGUGAAAGAAAAAAAAAUGGUUUCCAAACAGCUAUCAUGGCAUCUGUUAUAAAAUAUUGAUUGAUUCAAAGCUGGCUUAUGCUAAUUACACAUUUUUUAUGUCAUGUAAGAUAGUCGCCUCUUAUGUAAAUGUAACUAUGUGUGAGAUGCCUUUUAGCCAAGAGAUUUGUCAU